AUGCCCUCCUGGGCCCUCUUCAUGGUCACCUCCUGCCUCCUCCUGGUCCCUCCAAACCUGGCACAAGUCACCAGCCAAGAUGUCUCCUUGCUGACCUCGGAUUCAGAGCCCCUGAACUGUUUCUCCCAAACAUUUGAGGACCUCACUUGCUUCUGGGAUGAGGAAGAGGCAGGACCCAGUGGGACAUAUCAACUGCUAUAUGCCUAUCCAGGAGAGAAGCCCCGCACCUGCCCUCUGAUCUCUCAGAGCGUGCCCCACUUUGGGACCCGUCAUGUGUGCCAGUUUCCAGCCCAGGAUGAAAUACGUCUCUUUUUUCCACUGCAUCUCUGGGUGAAGAAUGUGUUCCUGAACCAGACUCUGAUGCAACGAGUGAUCUUUGUGGAUAGUGUGGGUCUACCAGCUCCCCCCCAUAUCAUCAAGGCCAUGGGUGGGAGUCAGCCAGGGGAACUUCAGAUCCGGUGGGAAGCCCCAGCACCUGAAAUCAGUGAAUUCCUGAGGCAUGAACUCCGCUAUGGCCCUGCAGAUCCCAGGAACUCCACUGGCCCCACAGUUAUACAGCUGCUCCCCACUGAAACCUGCUGCCCCACCCUGCCAAGGCCAAAUCCCGCCUCCACCCUACACCAGUCUCCAUGUGCUCUGCCCACAGCAACCCAGCAGGAUGGACCAACAGAGACCUCUCCAACUGGAGAAGCUCCAUCUCUGAAAGUCAGGGGUGGAAGUUGCCUCAUCUCAGGGCUCCAGCCUGGCAAGUCCUAUUGGCUCCAGUUGCGUAGCCAGCCUGAUGGGGUCUCCCUCCAUGGUUCCUGGGGAUCCUGGUCUUUACCUGUGACUGUGGACCUUCCCCGGGAUGCAGUGACAAUUGGGCUUCAAUGCUUUACCUUGGACCUGAAGAAUGUUACCUGUCAGUGGCAGCAACACAACCAUACUAGCUCUCAAGGCUUCUUCCACCACAGUAAGACACGGUGCUGCCCCAGAGACAGGGACCCUGUCUGGGAGAAGUGUGAAGAAGAGGCAGAACCAAAUCCAGGAUUACAGCCUCCUCAGCUCUCUCGCUGCCACUUCAGGUCACAGAAUGACAGUGUUAUUCACGUGCUUGUAGAGGUGACCACAGCCCAGGGUGCUGUUCACAGCUACCUAAGAUCCCCUUUCUGGAUCCACCAGGCUGUACUCCUCCCCACCCCAAGCUUGCACUGGAAGGAGGUGUCCAGCGGGCAGCUGGAGUUGGAGUGGCAGCACCCAUCCUCCUGGGCAGCCCAAGAGACCUGCUAUCAACUUCGAUACACAGGAGAAGGCCAUCAGAACUGGAAGGUGCUGGAGCCGCCUCUAGGGGCCCGGGGAGGAAGCCUGGAGCUGCGACCCCGAUCCCGCUACAGCUUACAGCUGCGCGCCCGGCUCCACGGUCCCACCUACCGGGGCCCGUGGAGCGCUUGGUCUGACCCUGCGAGGGUGGAGACGGCCUCGGAGAGCGCCUGGAUCUCCUUGGUGACGGCUCUGCUCCUGGUGCUGGGCCUCAGUGCCCUCCUGGGCCUGCUGCUGCUGAGGUGGCAGUUUCCCGUGCACUACAGGAGACUGAGGCAUGCCCUGUGGCCCUCACUUCCAGACCUGCACCGCGUCCUCGGCCAGUACCUUAGAGAUACUGCAGCCCUGAAUCCACCCAAGGCUACUGUCACAGAUAGCUAUGAAGAAGUGGAACCCAGUCUCCUUGAAAUCCUACCUAAGUCCUCAGAGAAGACUCCCUUGCCCCUGUGUUCCUCCCAGGCUCAGGUGGACUACCGAGGCCUCCAGCCUUCUUGCCUGGAGGCCAUGGCUCAAUCUGGAUCCUGCUGUACCACCCACAUUGCCAACCAUUCCUACCUACCACUAAGUUGCUGGCAGCAGCCCUAAAAGCAGGCCCCUCGCUCCCAGUUCCCUGGACAGAUACAGGACUCUGCAAACCUUUUGACCUUGAUCCCAAAGCCUCAGACCUCACACCUAUUCCUGUCUACUUCCUUGGGCUUUAUUGCACUGAUCUUUCUAACCUCUUCCUGACAAAUCAAGGCCCUGUUGUAAAAGGUAUUUAAAAACUACUGCUGAAAAACAUGACUCCCUACUUAGACCUCCAAAUUACUUCAAGGCAGAAUAAAAGCUAGGCAUCCCUACCAUGUAUCUAUGUCCUUUGCUCUGGAUAUUCUCUCCUGCAGUCACAACUAUCUUGGAAGCUAGGAAGGAGGAACAAACCACUGAACCCACCAGGCAUUAUUAUUCUUACUGUAAUAAAAUCCCAUCUGACAAAUCGUGACUGUCAUAGCACCUUUGACCUGAUACUGGGACUCUGACUCAUUCCUCUGACCUAGGACUACAACUGCUUAACCCUGCCUUUCAUCCCCUGCUCCUAGUUCUUUGUCUAUUUAAACUUAUA
Molecule: messenger RNA, 2398 nt
Organism: Dipodomys spectabilis (banner-tailed kangaroo rat)
Lineage: Eukaryota; Metazoa; Chordata; Mammalia; Rodentia; Heteromyidae
Gene: Mpl
Product: MPL proto-oncogene, thrombopoietin receptor
Exons: 12
Coding region: 1-1884 (627 amino acids)
Biological process (GO): positive regulation of cell population proliferation; hemopoiesis; cytokine-mediated signaling pathway
Cellular component (GO): external side of plasma membrane; membrane
Molecular function (GO): cytokine receptor activity; protein binding
Source: RefSeq, a predicted model, not a curated record